Messenger RNA from Tetrahymena thermophila SB210, 3828 nucleotides. Its product is annotated as cation channel family transporter. The record is from RefSeq and is a predicted model, not a curated record. The transcript has 10 exons. Lineage: Eukaryota; Ciliophora; Oligohymenophorea; Hymenostomatida; Tetrahymenidae.
AUGCUAAGAAAAUACAAGUAAUAAUAAUAUUAAUAAGGAAUUCUCUCCUUCGCUAAAUAAAACAAGAUAGAUAGUAUUAACCUUAAAUUUUUUUUAUAUUUAUUAUCAAUUUGUUUUUAAUUCAAUAGUAAGUAAAAAAAAAGUUAAAUAUUAAUAUUCAAAUAUAUGAGCGAAUAAGUAAAGGCUCCAUAAUUAGAUAAUUCAUAGAAAGCUAUUUAUAAAAUGCCUUCUAUAAAUAAUUCAAAUGUUGAACUAGUUUUAAAUGAGUAGAGUUCAUCUGACCCAAAGAUAGGGAGUAGCCUUAGGUUUGGUGAUAAUAAGAGGAGGUUAUUACUCGAUGAAAAUUCAUCGCCAAUGCAACCAAAAGUCGAUGUUUAACAUGAAAUUAUCAAUAACCCGUCAAAUAAUAGUUUUUUUUAGACGUAAAAACCAUUUAAAAAAAAAGAAGACAGCCCCAAAAAAAUAUAACUACAAGCUAUCAAUUCAGCAAACUUCUAACUUAGCCCAUCCCUUUAAAAUUCUAAUUUAAAGAACUCUCCAGAGCCAGAAAAAAUUUCUUAUUUAUAAAGCUAAUUAAAUAAUGAAGUAGGAUUAAACAAAAAAUUAAAUAUCUCUUUUUAAAGUAGUGUUAAGCCUAAAUUGUCAUUGCAAGUUAGUUUAAUGGCAAAAAGAUUUGCAUAGAAAUUCAAGUUAAAGUCAAGUAGUGUAUUGUUCUAAAAGCUGACUUAGAAGUAAUUAAAAAUGAUUGGAGAUCUAUCUUUUUCUAUACGCCAUCAUAAAUAAGUUAUGCAAACGGAGAUUAAUAAAUGCAGUUACCUAGUUAUUUAAUUGAAAAAUAUGCUUACAACAUUUAUUCGAUCAGAGUCUUUUAUAAUUGAUCCAAAUUCUAGUUUUUAAAUUAUUUGGAGUAUUUGGACAUUUAUUUAUACUAUAAUGCUUCUCAUAAUAGUUCCUGUUAAGUUCUGUAUGGGCGUUAAUAUUCUAUAUUUUUACGAUCUCAUCAUUGAUGUUUCUAUUUCUUUUAUGGUUUUUAAUAUCCUUAUUUAAAUGAAUCAGGCUAUAUAUAAGAGAGGUAUACUUAUCAAAAAACGAAUACAAAUUAUAAAAAACUAUAUUCUAAAAGAUAAAUUCUGGAUUGAUUUUUUCAUUUUAAGUUCUUAUCUUGCAUCUUUGAGUUCUAGUGAUAAUUAGUUUUUAUAGUUGCCAAUUAUUUUAAAACUUGGAUAUGUUUUGGAUAUGUAUGAUAAAAUAAUGAAUAUGCUGGAAAUUAAAUAAAAAUACAAACAUUAUGGAAUAUUCCUUAAAAUAUUUUUUUAAAUUUUAUUGAUAGCUCAUCUUACAGGAUGCUUUUUUAUUAAAAUUGCUAUGGGAAAUUAAGACUAAAACAAUUGGAUUUCUCGUUUAAAAAUACCAUAUAAUGAUUACACUAGUGUUUAUACUUCUGCCAUUUAUUGGUCAGUUAUAACUAUGCUUACAGUUGGAUAUGGAGACAUUACGCCUGUAAGUAUAGAUGAAAAGGUUUAUGUUAUUUUUGUGAGUCUUGUUUCCUGCGGAAUUUUCGGCUAUUCACUGAAUACGAUUGGAUAUAUAUUAAAGACAAAGUAGGAUAAUAAAGCUCAGUUCUAGAACAAAAUAAAUGAUUUAAGUCACUUUAUGAAAAAAAGACAAGUCAACAGAGAUUUGAGAGAUAAAAUUUUUAAAUAUUUCCAUUAUGUGCACAAAGAAUAAAUUUACGAAAGCAGCAAGGUUUAUAGCAUGAUUAACGAGUUACCAGACAAAAUUUAUAACAACUUUUAAGUAGAAUUGUACCAAAAAAUGUUAAGAGAGCAACCUUUCUUUAAAAGUACAUUUAGUGAAAAUUUUAUUUAGAAAAUAUGUCAGUAGGUAAAAGAAAUGAGAAUAGGUCCUGAUAUGAACUUAAAUGAAAUAGAAAAACUACACUAAGCUAACACUAUUCCACUACAUCAAAAAGUUUACUUUGUAAUGAAGGGAUAAAUUUCAUGCCAAGCAGGAGUUUAAAAGGACAGGAUUAUAAAAACAUAUGAGAAAGGUGAAUGCUUUGGAUUACCUGAAUUUAUCAGUGGAUAAACAUUAGGCAUAAACUCCAUUUAUAGAACUAAAAGCGUUGUUAUACUUGCAUUUAUUGAUAAGGCAGAUUUCCUUAGGCUUCUAGAAGAAUUCCCUCCAGAUAAGGAGAACUUUUUUAUGAUUAAAGAUAAAAUCUCAUUCAACAAUUAAUUUGACUUAAAUAAGCUGAGAUGUCUUGCCUGUGGUAAUGAAAAUCACAGCGUUUAAUUUUGUGAUAGGCUUCACUUAAAACCAAAUUUUGAUAAGCUUCUUUAUGAAUUAAACUCUUCAAAAAAAUAAGAAAGAUAACCUCACAAUAGGAAAAAUUUUAAACGAUAUAAUUAGUAUGCUUGUAUAAAUUAUGAAGUGGAUUCUGAUAAUUAAGAGGAAUUUGAUUAAGUUAGAAAAGAAUAUAUUACUUAAUAUACAUCCCAUAAAAUACCUACUGAUAACAAAUAGGUUUCUUAAUAUUAAGGCAAUCGUCACCAUUCGUAUAGUUCAAAUGUGUCCUUUUAGUUGAAAGAUCAUAGUAAACAAGGAACUAGGAUUAACAAACGAAAAAAAACUAACUAGAGUCUAGCAAUAAGGGAAGGCUCUCAAGACAAUCGGAAACCGAUAGUAAAAAUAAAAGAAUUUAAGGCAUAAAAUUCCUUGGGAAAUUCGGCUAAUGAUUUUGAUUUAGUUUCACUCUAAAAUAGAUCAAAGAGAUCUCACUCUGAAUUAUAAUUUCAACCAGAUUAAUUAUAAUUAGGUUCUCAUUAAAUGAUUGCAUACCUCUCUCCUCGUAAUGGAACCAACUAACCUUAGAGUUCUAACAAUAAUUAGAUAAGCUUGACUAAUUUAGCAGUUAGUAAUAAUAUUUAAUCGAAUCCUCAUACCUCGAGUAAUUUCAUUAAUCCUUCUGGAAUUUCAGUUGGCUAAUCUGGUAUUGAAUCUUCGUAGCAUCCUCAGCAGUCAAUUAAAGAAAUGAACAUACGUGGAAACGAUAUUUACUUUAAUAAAGAAGACUAGCAAGAUGGCUCAAUAUAUAAAGACGAAGACAUUUAAAUUAAUUAAAGUUUUAAUUCGUUAUAUAAAAAAAGAAAUAAUUAGAAAAAGCAAUCAAAAAAACUGAAAGGGAGUGCUGCAGUUUUCAAUAUGGAUGAUAUAAAAAUAAAAAAAACAAACAAUGCUAUUAUAACUUUAUCUAACAAGUAAGUAUCUCAAACAUAUUUACCUGACGUACCACAGACAAUUUAAGAAGAUUAACUUACAAGUUCAAUAAAUACUUAUAACUAAAUCAAUAGCCAUACAAAUAUUUAAAGCUAAACAAAUAUAUAAAAUUAGUUUGCUUCAAAAAUUCAAGAUUUAUCUACAGCUUCAUAGUAAAAUGCGCCAGAAUUUUAAUAUUUUUAAGAGACUUAUUAAAGCUAAAAGUACUUAGACUAUGAAGAUUACGUAGAGGAAGAAGAGGGCCCAUAAGCUGACAUCAUAUAGCAUUGCCGCUUGCAAAAGAUUUAAUUAUUAGAAUCUAAAAUUUUUGAUAUUGAUGAAAAAAGAACAUAUGAAAUAUAUUUCCCAGAAUACAAUUCUGAAAUAGUAAUAACAAAACUAUUAAAAUCACAUAUUAUGCCUAUUUUAAGAAGCCCUAUGAAAAAUGGCAGAAAGGCAAGCAAAUUUAGAAGUACUUUCAUGACUCCUUUAGUUCUUGGUAAAAAAAGUGGGGAUACCUCUUCCUUUUUUACUAAAAUGCAAUAAGCACCAUUAAAGUUAUACUGCUGA